Mycetomoellerius zeteki is the source of this 1781-nucleotide messenger RNA. It is a transcript of the gene GILT1, whose product is annotated as Gamma-interferon-inducible lysosomal thiol reductase 1. NCBI's taxonomy places the organism in Eukaryota, Metazoa, Arthropoda, Insecta, Hymenoptera, Formicidae. Gene Ontology annotation, molecular function: protein binding; oxidoreductase activity, acting on a sulfur group of donors, disulfide as acceptor. The record is from RefSeq and is a predicted model, not a curated record. The coding region runs from base 62 to 1288 and encodes 408 amino acids. The transcript has 8 exons.
CUAGAUAUGGUGGAUACCUUCUUAUCAUGCAAGUACGACACGAGGUAAAAAGAUCGAAACGAUGGCGUAUAAUUUAAAGAAUGAGGAGGAAGUGAAAGAGUACUUGAAGAACCUUCACAUAGAAUAUCAAUUCGGUUGUUACAGCGAGAAAAAACCGGAGGUAUGCCAUUUGUUGGGCGAUUUUUACGAAGCGAUAAAGUUGGAUGCGGAGAAAGCUGCUUCUUUAUAUAAGACGACCUGCGAUCAAUAUAAUUAUGGUAGAAGCUGCGCGAAAUUCGGCGAUUUUAAUGUAAUCGGAAAAGGUUGCAAGAAGGACAUACUGACAGCAUACAAGUAUCUAUCAAAAAGCUGCGAGCUUAACGACGAAUAUGGGUGUCUACAUGCUGGUAUCUUGGGAACGUCCAAAUCCGACGUCGGAGAAAAGGACAGAGCCACCCAGAUUCAUGCAGGUGCCAAGUAUCUAAAGAAGGCCUGCGACAUGUACAACUCGGAGAAGGCCUGUUUCUAUCUAUCGGCAGGUUUAAAACGCCUUCCCUGCGACUCACUCAUCAACGAUACGACGGAUAUCAUCAUGCGAUUCUACUUCUUGAUUUUUCGCACCCGGCUGGCAGUCGCCGUCUUUGUCACGCUCGUCUCUCACAGCAUUCUGUCUAAUGCGCAAUCAGCCGAUAGUGAAUCGAACAAAAAUAUUGUCAACGUGGACGUUUACUAUGAAUCAUUAUGCAGUGAUAGUAAGCGAUGGAUCGUAUAUCAACUCGCGCCGUCAUAUCCGGAAUUGAAACAUCAUAUUCACGUUACAUUGGUUCCUUACGGUAAAGCUACGCACCAUCGCGAAAGCAAAACCGGUCCGUGGCAGUUCUCGUGUCAACAUGGGUCCAGCGAGUGCCGUGGGAAUAAGGCCCAUGCGUGUGCGAUUCACGCCAUACAGUCCUCCGAGGCAGCCGAGAACCACCAGUCAUUGAUGGUCAAUCUGGUCGUUUGUGCAAUGUCCGCUGGUACCCCGGCGACUGCUGUUCCACAGUGCGCUGAAGAUGUCGGUCUAAGCACAGAAACGCAAAAGUUGAUCAGCGAUUGCAUUUCGAGCCCGCUGGCAGACAAUUUGCUUGUGGCGAACGGCGACAAAACGGAUGCCCUGCAAUCACCUUUGAGAUUCGUGCCGACUAUAGUGAUCAACGGGCUCUACUCGAAGGAAAAUCAGGAUGAGGCGAUAAGAAACUUCACCAAUCUGAUCUGUCGGCAUUUGACGCCGAAGCCGAGCGUCUGCAGCAGCGAGAGUGCCGAGAAUUAAAAAGGGAUAGGGCCGAAUCAAGCGUUGAAGGUGUGGAGAUUAUAGAAUAAACACUUGCUCGAAAUAAAUGAAAUAUAUUUUGUUCACCUAUAAUAUACAUAAGUACCUAUACAAAAAUAUAUACGAAAAUAUAUACAAUAAUAUAUACGAUUUGUCAAGUACAACGAACUAAUGAGUAUAAAAUUGAUCGUAAAAAGAGAGAAACGAAACAAUGAGAUCGCAGCGGCAGGAUGAACGCGUCAGCGAUCGGCGAAUCAUCCACGCUUCCUUUUUCCCUAAGAAAAAACACGUACAUUAUAUAAAGAGCAACGUAAUUAAUUCUUUUUAAAAGAAAUCGAAGUAUUCUCGGGAUUAGCGAUUAAUUACGUAACCACGAACUAAAGUAACUGUGUUUGAACUAUUCGAAAACGCGAUUCUUAACCCUCCGAGCUAACGUUAGGAUCUGUAACACAAUUACUUUCAUAAGAAUCAUUUAAUUUAUAUUAAAAUCAAA